AUCUCGGGAAGCGUGUGCGGACUACAUAGUGGAACGAGGAGGGAGUAGUACGUAGUACUGUGGAUUUCAGUUCAUAGCAUACCGUGGGGAAUGUUGUUUGCGGUUUGUCAUCUUAGUCGUCCAUUUACUUGAUCGGACGGUGGACGGGAACCUUCGAGCCCCGAUAGAGGUGCCGCUUCUUCACCGACGAGGUCCAUCUACCUCGGCGGCGUUUCAUUCGACAGCCACAUGAACGCGGCCAAGUCCGGCGGCCGCAUGCUCGCGCGGCGCGUCGUCGUACCGUCCCUCUGCCGCGGUGCCGCCUCCGCCGUGCCCGCGGCCGCCGCGGCGACGCCCCAGCACGUCUCCCACUACCUCGCGAGCAGCCCGAGGGUGACCUGGGAGGCGCUCUCCGCCGCGUUCCCCGGCGCCCCGGCGCCCGAGGGCCACGUCGACGCCGUGCUCCUCUCCCUCGCCAGGAACCCCAGCCCCUCCCCCUCCUCCGCCGAGACCGUCGCCAAGAACGCGCACAGCUUCUUCCACUGGUCCGCCGCCGCCUCGUCGCCGUCCCCCCACUCGCUCCGCUCCUACUGCCUCCUCGUCCACCUCCUCGCCCGCGCGGCCCUCAUCAGCCACGCCUCCGUGAUCCUCCAGGCCGCCAUCACCAGGCACCCCUCCUCGCCCGCUUCGGAUUUCCUGGACGCCUUCUUCGCGGCCUACGAGGACAGCGGCACCGCCGCGACCACCCGCGGCCUCCACCUCCUGGUGCACGCCUACGCGCAGCUCCGCCUCCCGGAGGAGGCCCUUGAGGCCUGCCGGUACCUGGCGCUCCGCCGCGUGCUCCCCUCCAUCUCCGCCUUCAACGCCGUGCUGCACGCGGCGCAGCGCACCGGCCGGUUCCGGGUCGCCUGGGAGGUGUUCGAGCUAAUGACGCUGAAGCGGGUGUACGCCAGCCAGGCCACCGUCGAGCUUGUCGUCGGCGUGCUGAGCCGGGAGGGCGCACUUGCCAGGAUGGCGGCCCUCGUGGAGAGGAUCCACGGCAAGAAGUGCGCGCCGGGCGUCGUGGCGCACGUUGCGCUGGCGCUGUGGAUCUUCGAGGAGGGGAGGACCGAGGAAGGGAUCUUGCUGCUCAGGAGGAUGCUGCAGAGGAACAUGGUGUUUGAUGACGUUGCUUACUCGCUGAUGGUGCAUGCCCACUGUCGUAUUGGUGAUCUGGAGUCGGCGCGCGAGCAGUGGGACGACAUGGUCCGACGAGGCUGUCGCCUGAACCCAUUUGUGUAUACUUGCCUCAUCGGAGUACAUUGCCGUCAAGGCAAUGUCAGUGAGGCCAUGCAGUUGCUGCAAGAAAUGCUGUCCAGGGGGUUGAAACCGUAUGAUGCUACAUACAGUCACCUCGUCACCGGGUGUUUUAGACAUGAGAAGACAGAUGAGGGCUCGGAGUACUUUGACAAGAUGAUCCAUGAAGGCCUUGUGCCGGACAUUGGCACUUGCAAUGAGAUCUUAGAGGCGAUGUGUGGUGCUGGACAGGUCGGCAAGGCAAACGAGUUGGUGACGGCAAUGAUCGACAGAGGAAUUAUUCCUGGUCAGGAUACAUACUGUAAGCUCAUUGAUGGGUACAGCAAGGUUGGUGAUGCUGAAGGUGUUGUCAAGAUUUAUCAUGAGAUGGAGCACAGGGGACUUAACCAUGGCAUCGAAGUUUUUGCCUCCCUGAUCAGUGGCCUGUGCCAGUGUGGGAAUCCAAAGGAAGCUGAGAAGUUUGUGUCUGUGAUGGAGAGGAAAUUGCUGGCUCCGACUAGUGACAUAAGCGAUAUGCUGAUCAGCAGUUACUGUGAGAAGGGUAACACUAAGAGCGCACUUCGGUUAUAUGACAGGAUGAUUGCACGGAGCGAGAAGCUAAUCCCCUCUGCGGAUACGUUUAUGAUGUUGGUGAGAAGAGUCAUCAAAGUAAAGACAUAGCUCCCAUAAUACCUGAUCUCGCAGUUAGAUGGUUUGUGCUUAAUGGGAGAAAAGCUAAAGGGGGCUAAGGAUAGGCGAAGGUAAAGAAGGAGAAGGUUGCUAUUAUUUAAUACAAGAUUCGUCUACAUAUUGCACUUGUUGUACCUUUGCAAAGGCAAUGGUAAAAAUAGUAGGCUAGCCAACAGUGAACCACCAUGAGGCUGCUGAAAAUAAAAGGACAUGUAAGGAGAAAUUAAGGCCUCCCUAACUCCCGAGAAAUGAAACCUGCCCUACAAGUGAGGGGAGGAAUUACAAGAGAA
Triticum aestivum (bread wheat) is the source of this 2234-nucleotide messenger RNA. RefSeq names its product pentatricopeptide repeat-containing protein At1g66345, mitochondrial. NCBI's taxonomy places the organism in Eukaryota, Viridiplantae, Streptophyta, Magnoliopsida, Poales, Poaceae. The transcript has a single exon. The record is from RefSeq and is a predicted model, not a curated record. Bases 229 to 1935 code for a protein of 568 amino acids. Gene Ontology annotation, molecular function: protein binding.